AUCCCCGCCCCCUGUGCUCCAUAACUCAAUCCGGGUCUCUAGGUGGAAGGAACAGAGAGAAGUCAUCAGGAGGGGGAGUAUAUAGAGGAACACAGCGGUCUGUACAAGGACGUGAUGAUGGAGAAUCACCGGCCCCUCACAUCACUGGAUGGGCCCAGUAACAGAGAGACCCCAGAGAGAUGUCCCCAUCCUCUGUAUUCCCAGGAUUGUACAGAGGAGAAUCACAGGACCCCACAGGAGGAUCAGGUUGAACGUCUGAUUGAUAUUAAAACAGAAGAUAUAGAGGGAGAAGAAGAGAUUUAUAUGACUGAUAUAAAGGCAGAAGAUAUAGAGGGAGAAGAAGAUACGUAUGUGACUGAUAUAAAGGCAGAAGAUAUAGAAGAAGAAGAGACGUGUGUGACUGAUAUAAAGGCAGAAGAUAUAGAAGAAGAAGAGACGUAUAUGACUGAUAUAAAGGCAGAAGAUACAGAGGGAGAAGAAGAGACAUAUGUGACUGAUAUAAAGGCAGAAGAUACAGAGGGAGAAGAAGAGAUGUAUGUGACUGAUAUAAAGGCAGAAGAUACAAAGGGAGAAGAAGAGACGUAUGUGACUGAUAUAAAGGCAGAAGAUACAGAGGGAGAAGAAGAGACGUAUGUGACUGAUAUAAAGGCAGAAGAUAUAGAGGGAGAAGAAGAGACGUAUGUGACUGGUAUAAAGGCAGAAGAUAUAGAGGGAGUAGAAGAGACGUAUGUGACUGAUAUAAAGGCAGAAGAUACAGAGGGAGAAAAAGAGACGUGUGUGACUGAUAUAAAGGCAGAAGAUAUAGAGGGAGAAGAAGAGACGUAUGUGACUGAUAUAAAGACAGAAGAUAUAGAGGGAGAAGAAGAGACGUAUGUGAGGGGUGAUCAGCAGUGUAAGGAGGAGGAGAUCCCUACAGAUAUCAGCACAGCAGAUGGACACACAAGCAGGAAUAUCUCAGAAGGACAUCUAAUGUUAUCCCCGGAUUGUGACAUAAAAGAUAAUGACCGUAGACAGGAUUCUCCAGGAGCUAACCCCAUUACCCCAAUUAUACAUCCAGCUCUAUCAGCUGAUCCCUCUGAUCCUGGGAAAUGUUCUCCUGAUCACUCUGAUAUUGGUGCAUCUGUUACAUCUCUGAGACUAGAUACAGAGUUUCUCUGUUCUACAGAUGCCAAAUGUUUUACACAGAACACAAAGCCUAUUAACCCACAGACAGGUAAGGCAGGGGAGAGGCCAUUUCCAUGUUCUGAGUGUGGGAAAUGUUUUGCACGGAAAUCAGAUCUUAUUACACAUCCGCGUAGUCACACAGGUGAGAAGGCAUUUCCAUGUUCUGAGUGUGGGAAAUGUUUUACAUACAAAUCACUUCUUGUAAUACAUAAGAGAAUACAUACAGGUGAGCAACCAUAUUCCUGUUCUGAGUGUGGGAAAUGUUUUACAUACAAAAAAACUCUUGAUGCACAUCAGAGAAGUCACACAGGUACAUCACCAUUUCCAUGUUCUGAGUGUGGGAAAUGUUUUACACAGAAAUCGCAUCUUAUUACACAUCAGAGAAGUCACACAGGUGAGAAGCCAUUUCCAUGUUCUGAGUGUGGGAAAUGUUUUGCACGCAAAUCAGAUCUUGUUAGACAUCAGAGAAGUCACACAGGUGAGAAGCCAUUUUCUUGCUCUGAGUGUGGGAAAUAUUUUGCACAGAAAUCACAACUUGCAAGACAUCAGCGAAGUCACACAGGUGAGAAGCCAUUUCCAUGUUCUGAGUGUGGGAAAUGUUUUACACAAAAAUCACAACUUGUUGCACAUCAACGAAGUCACACAGGUGAGAAUCCAUUUCCAUGUUCUGAGUGCGGAAAAUGUUUUUCCUGGAAAUCACAACUUGUUACACAUCAGCGAAGUCACACAGGUGAGAAGCCAUUUACAUGUUCUGAGUGUGGGAAAUGUUUUGCACACAAAUCAGAUUUUGUUAGACAUAACAGAAGUCACACAGGUGAGAAUCUAUUUUCUUGCUCUGAGUGCGGGAAAUGUUUUAUCCGGAAAUCACAACUUGUUAGACAUCAGAGAAGUCACACAGGUGAGAAGCCAUUUCCAUACUCAGAAAUAAAUUACUUCAACUUGGCGCCGGUCCGCAAGCCAAUCAAAGCUCGUGGUCUGACAGCCAAUCAUAAGCCUCAGCUGCCGGACCGCGAGCUCUGGUUGGCUCACGGGCUGGCGCCGGGACACACAAGCAGGAAUAUCUCAGAAGGACAUCUAAUGUUAUCCCCGGAUUGUGACAUAAAAGAUAAUGACCGUAGACAGGAUUCUCCAGGAGCUAACCCCAUUACCCCAAUUAUACAUCCAGCUCUAUCAGCUGAUCCCUCUGAUCCUGGGAAAUGUUCUCCUGAUCACUCUGAUAUUGGUGCAUCUGUUACAGCUCUGAGACUAGAUACAGAGUUUCUCUGUUCUACAGAUGCCAAAUGUUUUACACAGAACACAAAGCCUAUUAACCCACAGACAGGUAAGGCAGGGGAGAGGCCAUUUCCAUGUUCUGAGUGUGGGAAAUGUUUUGCACGGAAAUCAGAUCUUAUUACACAUCCGCGUAGUCACACAGGUGAGAAGGCAUUUCCAUGUUCUGAGUGUGGGAAAUGUUUUACAUACAAAUCACUUCUUGUAAUACAUAAGAGAAUACAUACAGGUGAGCAACCAUAUUCCUGUUCUGAGUGUGGGAAAUGUUUUACAUACAAAAAAACUCUUGAUGCACAUCAGAGAAGUCACACAGGUACAUCACCAUUUCCAUGUUCUGAGUGUGGGAAAUGUUUUACACAGAAAUCGCAUCUUAUUACACAUCAGAGAAGUCACACAGGUGAGAAGCCAUUUCCAUGUUCUGAGUGUGGGAAAUGUUUUGCACGCAAAUCAGAUCUUGUUAGACAUCAGAGAAGUCACACAGGUGAGAAGCCAUUUUCUUGCUCUGAGUGUGGGAAAUAUUUUGCACAGAAAUCACAACUUGCAAGACAUCAGCGAAGUCACACAGGUGAGAAGCCAUUUCCAUGUUCUGAGUGUGGGAAAUGUUUUACACAAAAAUCACAACUUGUUGCACAUCAACGAAGUCACACAGGUGAGAAUCCAUUUCCAUGUUCUGAGUGCGGAAAAUGUUUUUCCUGGAAAUCACAACUUGUUACACAUCAGCGAAGUCACACAGGUGAGAAGCCAUUUACAUGUUCUGAGUGUGGGAAAUGUUUUGCACACAAAUCAGAUUUUGUUAGACAUAACAGAAGUCACACAGGUGAGAAUCUAUUUUCUUGCUCUGAGUGCGGGAAAUGUUUUAUCCGGAAAUCACAACUUGUUAGACAUCAGAGAAGUCACACAGGUGAGAAGCCAUUUCCAUACUCAGAAAUAAAUUAGCUCUUGCACACAAUAGACAUCACUCAGGUGAGGAACCAUUUUAUUCUGGAGUAUACUUAUCAUUGCCAUGUAAUGUUCCGCAAGGUUCAUAUCCUAUCUCCUAUGCUUUUUGCAAUAUACAUGCUACCGCAGGGUGAAAUAAUCAGAUGUCAUGUCCUCAUCUACCACUGCUAUACAGAUGACCUGUCUUUUUCUCCGGGUACUGAGAACCCAAUACCAAUCCUAAAUGUCUAGCUGAGCUCCAGGUGUGGGUGAUGACAGUUGGCUGUGACUCAGUACUGGUGAAACAGGUCCUUAUGAUAGAAGCUCACCAACAAAGGGCAGGGCUACAGCUCAGCUUUACCUACCAACCAGACUUACGCUUGUGGGUUCAGAGUUACAAAAUGCGGAUCAUGUGCGGAAUCUUGGUGUCCUGGAUGGUGGAGUGACACUUAGACAUCAGUAUCAGCCACAAUCAUAUCCUCAUCUGAGGAACAUAGCCAGGUUCCAGCACUUAUUUCCCUCAGAUCUACCUACAGUCAUACAUGCACUUGUAUCAUCACGCAUAGACUACUGCAAUGUCCUCUACCUGGGUCUCCCAGCAAAAGAAUUGCACCGCUUGUAGCUUGUACAGAAUGCAGCAGCCAGGCUGUUACCUAACCAGCCCGUUCCUGCCACAUAACACCCAUUCUCUGCUCCCUUCACCGGCUGCCUGUAAGAUGGUGACUCUAUUACAUAAUCUUACUGACUCUCCCAGCCCUACAUGACCAGGGUCCAUGGUACCAGAAGCAACUUCUGCCUCCUUACUGCCCUGGUUACUUCCAUCUGCAGAUGAAGGACUGUUACCAGCAGUACCAAGAAUCCCCAAGCAGGGCUGAGAUGUCAGGGAGGAAACAGGGCAGUGGCAGCAGUGG
Pseudophryne corroboree (corroboree frog) is the source of this 4262-nucleotide messenger RNA. RefSeq names its product zinc finger protein 585A-like. NCBI's taxonomy places the organism in Eukaryota, Metazoa, Chordata, Amphibia, Anura, Myobatrachidae. The transcript has 7 exons. The record is from RefSeq and is a predicted model, not a curated record. Gene Ontology annotation, molecular function: RNA polymerase II transcription regulatory region sequence-specific DNA binding; DNA-binding transcription factor activity, RNA polymerase II-specific. Gene Ontology annotation, biological process: urogenital system development; regulation of transcription by RNA polymerase II; embryo development. Bases 115 to 3369 code for a protein of 1084 amino acids. Gene Ontology annotation, cellular component: nucleus.